AGUGCGCGGCGGCUCUUCUCGCAGUGCGGGCCGUGGAGCAGUGCGCGGUCGUCGCUGCGCUCGCUGUGAGGAACUGAAGGGAGCGCUUCGCUAGCAGGGCCCGGCCACGAUCCCCUGCGGCCCCGUCUGCGCUAGUCCUCGUUUUGUUUCUUUCUGACACGUCUGAAGAAGUCCUUUCGGUCGUCCUUUAUGCGCCUUGCAAGAUUAAAUUCCAGUCAGCCGCCAUGAGAGUCCUAUCCACGGGGAUAUGUGCGUUCUGCACCCCCCGGGCUGUUGGGGGCACAGCUCCGUGCACAGCGUGCUAUAGUGGAGAGAAGGACUGCACGUCCUUCCUUCGUGGCACCUGUGCUGCUCAUGGCGGCUGCGAUUCCUCCCAGGAGCAAAGGGGCGGCGCUGAUCUCUGCUCCAUGGGGACAGCGGCAGGGCCGAGGGACGGCACGGAGCUGUGUCAGGGGAGGCUCGGGCUGGAUAGCAGGGAACGGUUCUCUGCACAGCUCGUGCCGUGCUGAGCGCAGCAUCCCGGCCAGCCUCCAUCCCAGCUGGAAGGAGGGGAUGAAGGUGCCACGCCGCCACGGCUUUGGGGUCAGAGCACACUCACCCCGUGUUGUUUGAGUAGUCCCGUCCCAGCGAGCACAGGCACAGGCUGGCAUCGCAGGAGUUGUGCCGCUGGUAGAGCUCAUUGAAGGCUCCUUCUUCCUCCCAGGCUGCAUCCCUGCGGGAGGGAUCCGGGGACAGCUGAGUGCGGUGCGAGGGGAGGUGGGAGGGGGCCGGGUGGUUGCAGGGUGGUGGUGGGUGCUGACCUGUCAGGGAUUUUGAUGCCAAGACGGAACAUCUCAGCCUGGAAGGUCUGCAUGUCCUGGCAGAGCGGGCAGCGGAAGUGGACAGAGCAGCAAGAGGCGUUUGCUCUACGGAACUGAAGAAAGUGCCCCUCAGGGACACAGUUCCACGUGUUAAAACUGGAACGGGUGCUGUGUUAAAAGCUACUUCUGCUGCAGCAAAUCUGACCGCAGAGUGCUCAGAGCUAUUGAGCGAUGGUGAUGUUUUUUUCUCUCUUUGUGACUGUUUUGAGGCAGCAGAGAUCUGUGAGAGGCACACGUUCACAUGCAAUGCAUGGAGUCCCAAUCAGACACUCAACUUGAAGAAAAAAUUGAUUCUGUCUCUCUCAGAUCUUCAUGGGACAUCUCAUCAGAGAAGAGCACCCCUCGCUUCACUGCCAUGCAUCAUUCAUGUUGGUGCCUUUGGGUAGCACGUGCAUUUGUGAUCAGUUACACUCAAGGAUGUGGCAAGGUUGCAGAGUGCUGAUCUGAGAAAUGGCAACUGAAGACAGGAGCAAAGAAGGCAUGCAGUAACUCUGCCUUCUCCAAAUGCUUCAUUAGCACGGCCCGACCACAUUCCCCAGCGGGCCUGUGUCUUUGCUCGUUUUCUUUCUGGGGCCCCCAGUGUGGUGGGGACAUGUGGCUGCUGCCAUCCACACCCAGCACCCCAUUGCCCCAAUGGUGCUUUUCUCCCUGCAGCGUGGUCACCAAGAAGGAGGAGAUAUGAGCAGACCUGGAGCAGUUCUGAGUGCAGGCGCUGCUGGAGCUCUUCCAGAACGUGUCUCACAACGGUCUAAGCCCAGCUCACGUUCCCUGUUAGUGGGUGAACAAUCAAACGUUUGGUGAAUUCUGCUUAUCACUGAUAGGAAGAGCCGACAUCAAAGGAUCAGAAAGCAACAUCAUUAUGAAUGCUUGGCUGCCACAAGCCAGUUAUCCAUGUGGUAACUUUUCUGAUACCUCCUUCCAGAACAGCAAAGCUGCUCUUCCACUGCUGCGAAGGAAGUGAAAACACGGAGAUGAUGCACAGCACAUCAGAAUGCUUGUUGAGGAGUCGGGUGCUCUGAUGCCUAAGUAAACCUCUUGCACAAGGAAACUAGGAUUGGGUGGUUUAUUUGCAACACCGUCUUCAGUCCACAUCCGUCCAUGAUUUGUGAGUUGGUGUGCGUCCAACUCCCUGUUGGAGUUCAAUGCCACCCAGCACGGCCCAGGGGGCAGAUGUGGGCAUCCCAAACCCACCCCUCAGGGCCCCCAGCGCCCCGCGAGCGCUCACAUCCCCGCCCCGGGGCUCUGCUCAUUGUGACAUCGGCACCGCGUCACCAACACGCGCCUUCUCACUGUGACAUCACAGUGUGCAGGGCUGCCUCACACAGCGCACGCCCGUGUCCCCCCAUUCCCGGCUAGCUCUGGAUCGAGGAAGCAGCACCGCUGCUUUGCUCCAGAAGUAAAGCCCAGGAAUGGAGCUGAGGUCUCGACGCCUCAGUGCGCCACAGGCCAAUCCUUCUACCCACCGCCCUGCAGCACGGCGCAGGGCACGGGCAAUGCCCGAGCGGGAGCCGUCCCCUCCAAAAAAGAAGCAGCGCGUCUCUGAGGAUGAAGGGUGCGGGCUGUGCAAGCGGACAGACUACGACCCCGAUAUCUAUGGAGAGACGUGCCGGCAGGACAGGCUCUGCGUCCAUGAGAACUGCCUGUACCACGCCAGCGGGCUGUACCAGCACGGCGCUGACGAUGAAGGAUUCUUCGGAUUCCUCCUCCCUGACAUCGAGCAGACACUGCAGCGCGUGGCAGAGAAGGUGUGCUGUGUCUGCCGGCGGCGGGGCGCCUCUGUCCGCUGCCAUCGCCGGAGAUGCUCCCGCACCUUCCACUACCCGUGCGGAAGAGAACGCGGCUGUGUCUCCCAGUUUUUUGGGGAGUACAGGUCCUUCUGCUGGCAGCACCGGCCGACGCAGCAGGUGCAGCCGCUGAGACAGCAGCACCCCCAGUGUGCCAUCUGCUUGGAGGCGGUGCAGGGACGCCCCUGCUACAGGACCCUCAUCUGCCCCUCCUGCACCAGCGCGCAUUUCCACCGCCACUGCAUCCAGGGCCAAGCUCUGCGCGCUGCCCUGCACCACUUCCGCUGCCCGCUCUGCCAGGACAUGCAGACCUUCCAGGCCGAGAUGUUCCGUCUUGGCAUCAAAAUCCCUGACAGGGAUGCAGCCUGGGAGGAAGAAGGAGCCUUCAAUGAGCUCUCCCAGCGGCACAACUCCUGCGAUGCCAGCCUGUGCCUGUGCUCGCUGGGACGGGACUACUCAAACAACACGGGGCCUUGGAGGAUGCUGCUCUGCAGCUCCUGUGCUUCGUGCGGGACUCACCAGCGCUGCUCUGCCAUCCCAGAGGACGCUGAGUCGUGGGAGUGCAGCGGCUGCAGUGGUGUGGGCACCGCCCCUUCCGUGUCAGCCCCGGCGCAGUGAUCCCUGCACAGCACCCCAGCUCCUGGCACUUCGGCUCCAGCACGACAGGCUGCCAUGCUGCAGGGACACCCCGACGCCCAGCUGCCUGCGCAGCCCACAGGAAGCCCCGCGGC
Messenger RNA from Gallus gallus (chicken), 3375 nucleotides. Its product is annotated as PHD finger protein 7-like. NCBI's taxonomy places the organism in Eukaryota, Metazoa, Chordata, Aves, Galliformes, Phasianidae. The transcript has 9 exons. The coding region runs from base 2270 to 3262 and encodes 330 amino acids. The record is from RefSeq and is a predicted model, not a curated record. Gene Ontology annotation, cellular component: nucleus.